Sphaerodactylus townsendi is the source of this 1237-nucleotide messenger RNA. Its product is annotated as glioma pathogenesis-related protein 1-like. The record is from RefSeq and is a predicted model, not a curated record. The transcript has 6 exons. Lineage: Eukaryota; Metazoa; Chordata; Lepidosauria; Squamata; Sphaerodactylidae. The coding region runs from base 1 to 813 and encodes 270 amino acids. Gene Ontology annotation, cellular component: extracellular region.
AUGAGGCUCCGGCCGCGGAGGGUCGUGCUGGCCUUACUCGUCCUCCUCGGAGCCCCGAGCGACCAAAAUUAUUUCCAGCCCCUGCCGGGGGCCUAUCCCAGCAUCAACAACAAGACCUUCGCCAAGCAAUGCGUGGACGCCCACAACAAGCACCGGGCCGCAGUCAAACCCUCAGCGUCCAACAUGCUCUACAUGACAUGGGAUGUAGCAUUAGCUAGAACAGCUAGAGCAUGGGCAAACAGAUGCACUUUUAAGCAUAGUCCCUAUAGAAAGAGCCAUCCUGAUUCUUCAUUUUGGCUUCUUGGAGAAAAUUUGUGGAUGUCAAAUGCUGUGAGAAGACAUUUUGAUCCCACUGGUCCCAUUGCGUCAUGGAACUCAGAAGUUAAAUCCUACAAAUUCAACAGCCAUCAGUGUGAACGUGUGUGUGGUCAUUAUACUCAGAUUGUUUGGGAUGUAUCUUAUAAAGUUGGCUGCGCUAUUGUUUUCUGUCGAAAAACAGAUCGAUCAAAGAAUAUUGAAAUCUUCGUGUGCAAUUAUGGUCCAGGUGGCAAUUUUCCAAGGAGACCUUAUUUACAAGGAAAGCCAUGUAGUGCUUGUCCACACGGAGAUACUUGUGAAAAGAAACUUUGCAGAAAUCCUGAACGUGACAAAGUCAUACGCUAUACACGAUGGUAUCCACAUUUUGAACACCGGAUUAUAUGUGAUGAAUCCUGUAUUGCUUUAGCCAUUUUAAGACCAUUAUUAAUGUUCAUAGCAUUUGGAAUUGUGUACUAUUUACAAAAACGUUAUCCAAAUUUAAGUAUAAAACAAUAAUAUAUUUAAUAUGCAUAUAACACAAAAUAUUUUCUUUAAUAUCCAUGGUAACUGAAAAUUACAUUUACAUAGGUACUAUAAAUAUAACUAUUUUUUCUAAAUUUGUUUUGUUAAUCGAUUUGGUUUAUUUCCUUGUUUUCUAUUUUGAAUGUUAUAAAAUUGUCAAAAGUUCCAUUCCACUAAUGUAAAUAUUUUUAAAACUGAAAAAUAAAUACUGCUGUAUUGCUAUGUGUAUUUUAAUAUUUUCUCCUCAAAGUUAUGUAUGAAAAUAGGAUAUUAAAAGUGACAUUGAUGAUUUGAUAGGGUUCACAUGUAACAACUGAACUAUUGAAUAUUUGAUGAAAUAGAAUAUAAAAUCAGAAAUAAAUAUAAAUGAAAGUUUGAAUUUCAUAGCCAACUUUGUGAAAUCUGAUUGUCAUAAAAA